UCUUAUUCUUUUAACAUAUUGUCCUCAUGCGUAAGCUUAUAAUCCUGAUUUUCUUUCACUUCUGCAAGAACAGAAUCACGGUUGCUGAAGGAACUCGCAUUAUGGGAGAAAGAGAUCAUGAACGAAAGUAACUCAGGAUUUUCAUUAUAUAAAUUUGCUGAGGUAAAUGAUGCUACGGAGAACUUCUCGAAAAGAGUAGGAGAAGGUGGAUUUGGUCCAGUCUUUCAGGGAAAGUUACCUAAUGGAGAACAGAUAGCUGUCAAAAGACUUAAGCUAAAUUCUCUCCAAGGUCUAGUCGAGUUCAAGAAUGAAAUUAGGCUGAUAGCUAAGCUUCAGCAUAUAAAUCUAGUGAGGCUUCUUGGGUGUUGUAUUGAAGGCAAUGAAAGGAUGCUCGUAUAUGAGUACAUGCCCGAGAGAAGCUUGGACUCAUUCAUUAUUGGUAUAGAUAUUCGCGCAAAAUUCAGUUGGCAUGUUCGUGCCCGCAUAAUAGAAGGGAUAGCUCAAGGACUUCUCUAUAUUCAUGAACAAUCACAUUUAUGUGUUGUCCACAGAGACUUGAAACCCAGUAACAUUCUUUUGGACAGUGAAAUGAACCCAAAGAUAUCUGAUUUUGGGAUUGCAAGAAUAUGUCCUUCCAACAUAGUAGAAUCCAAUACCACGACUGUGGUUGGCACAAUUGGUUACAUGGCACCAGAAUAUUUCUCCCAGAAAAUUUAUUCCACGAAAUCAGACAUUUUUAGCUUUGGAAUAUUGCUGCUGGAGAUCAUAAGCGGAAAGGUAGCUUUUGGGUCCUACAAAAUCAAUGGAAGAUCAUAUGAUCUCAGGAGAUAUGUGAGUAAACAUCUAACAUCUUCAACGGGUUUUUUAACUCUUGAUUGAUUAGAACGGUAAUGCUUCCUAUCACCCGUAAAUAAAAUUUACUUUCAGGCUUGGCUACUAUGGAGAGAUGAAAAAUGCAAAGAGCUCAUCGAUCCAUCAUUGCGUGAGGAGUACCAAAAGGUGGAGAUGAUUAGGUGCACACAAAUUGCACUUUUGUGUGUUCAAGAAAGUGCAGACGACCGACCAACAAUGCGUGAAAUUAACAUGAUGUUACACAAUGGUAACAUAAUAUUACCUAUGCCUACGCAACCAGGAUAUUUCGACAUAAGUCCGAGUAUCAUGGAUUCAUCAUCACCAACAGACAUGGUGAGUAGUAAUUAAUGUGUCAGGGGCUGAGGAUAGCUAUAGUUUUGUAAAUAUAACUUUGAGUGUGUUCCGGUGAUGUUGGUUUUGGACAUUCUAUGGAUUCAAAUUGCAAAGGGUGAAUGUAUACUUCACCAUAGGGUGAAUCUUCUUUGCAUUCCAUUGUACGACUCUUAGAAUAUCAGAAGGUGGUGACUAGGACUAUAACAUCUAUGAAAUGGUUUUAUUGUGGGAUGGAAACAUGCACUAAUAGAAAAAGGGUCAUCUGUCCCGGUUGGUAAGGGCCUUUUG
Molecule: messenger RNA, 1473 nt
Organism: Aegilops tauschii subsp. strangulata
Lineage: Eukaryota; Viridiplantae; Streptophyta; Magnoliopsida; Poales; Poaceae
Source: RefSeq, a predicted model, not a curated record